GGACAAGUGCAGAAAGACAUAAACGCCCUCGGUACUUCAGUCUGGUCAGCACCAAUAUAUAAACGCGCAUGCGCUCUGCGCCUGAUAACUAGUUCCCAGGCUUGAAGAUGAAGACUGUUUUGAAGAUGGCUGAAGAAAAACGAUGAAUAUCUUACCAAAGAAAAGCUGGCAUGUUCGUAACAAGGAUAACGUUGAACGUGUUAGAAGGGAUGAAGAAAAUGCAAGAUUAGAAGAGGAAAAGAAAGCAAAAAGGGCCGCUCUUGCUGAACAAGAAGCAAGAACUGCAUCCUUACGUGCUAAAUCUCGCAGUGGUGCUGGCAACCAAAAAGAAGAUGGUUCCACAGCACUUGUGAAAGCUAGCAGUGAAAAGCCCAGGCAUUUGAACUUUUUUCAGGACAUCGAGGAUGGGCUGAAGCAGGGUUCUAAUGCUGAGUAUGAGGCUGAGCGUGAGGCCGAGCAGGAAAAGCAGGAGAAAGCCAUUGGCCUCUUGACAUAUCUUGGACAAAGUGCCUCUGAAAAGCAUUCAGAGAGACCAUGGUACCUUAAAUCUGGCUCCAAAUCCACCAGUCAACCCAAAAGUGAUGAAGAUCAUGAUCUGAGAGAUGCCAAACGUAAAGAUGCAAUGGACCCUUUGAAAAGCAUGACCAAAUACCUGGAGGCCAGGAAGGAGAAGGGCAAGGAGGGCAAAGAAAGACAGGAAAAGCACCAUCACAAACACAGCAAAAAGGACAAGUCAAGCACAGAAAAAUCCAAAAAGAGCCUAGAACAGCUGAGAGCUGAGAGACUAAAGCGUGAGAGAGCUGAGCGCGCAAGGGGACUGGAGCUACUCUCCUCGUCAAGGGGAGAGUCAAAGAAGGCAGAGCCAGCUAUAGAAGAUAAUCCAUACAGGUACAACUCACAGUUCAAUCCAGACUUAGUUCGCAAGCCAAGAAACCACCCUAGAUACAGCCCAUAUUAGAAAAUACAUGUUAUUUAGCAUCUUGAAUAGUUGUAUAUAAUGUACACAUAGGUGGAAAGAAUUAAAUACAAAAACUUCAUCACA
This is a messenger RNA of Nematostella vectensis (starlet sea anemone), 1042 nucleotides long. Its product is annotated as leukocyte receptor cluster member 1 homolog. The transcript has 8 exons. The record is from RefSeq and is a predicted model, not a curated record. Lineage: Eukaryota; Metazoa; Cnidaria; Anthozoa; Actiniaria; Edwardsiidae. The coding region runs from base 143 to 958 and encodes 271 amino acids.